AUGGGAGCCCAGGGGCUGGAAGAUUUCGUGCAGUGCCUGACCAGCUGUGAGCAACGGGCAGCCUGGCCGUGGCAAUUCUACCUGGUGCUGGAGCUGCUGCUGGGUAAAAAGCCAGGGAUCGGGGGAGAGCGCCCCAUCGGCCUCAUGCCCAUGCCGUACCGCAUCUGGAGCGCAGCCAGGAGGCCCAUAGUAGCCACCUGGAGCAAGGCAGCGGCGGGCUUCUGGGAUACGGCAGUAGCUGGCUCCUCAGCGCUACGAGUGGCAAUGCACAGACUUAUGAGGGCAGAAGCCGCCACGGAGAUGGGCUUUCAUGCAGCAGGAGUGUUCUAUGACGCGGCAAACUUCUACGACAACAUAGGCCUCGACCAGCUGAUCGAGAAGGCCAGUGCCCUCCAGUACCCGUUGCUGCCGCUGGCAAUGGCCGUGCAGAUGUACCUUGCGCCCAGGGCCAUCAUGGCCCACAGCCUCUUCUCGGACAUCUUUGAGCCUGCCAACAGCAUGGUAGCAGGCUGUGGCCAAGCGGUAGACCUCACCAGACCGCUCUUGUAUGGUAUCCUGGAUGCAGCGCACAGGCACCAUAUCUUCGUCGUCAUGCAGCAGUACCUGGACGACUUGGCCCUGCAGGUGGAGGGCGCGCGGCGGCAGGUCAUUGACCAGAUCAAGCACGUGGCGGCGCUGGUGCACGAUGGUUUCAAGCAGCUCGCGAUCCCCAUCUCAGUCAAGACGGCAGUGGUGGCCUCGGACAAGGACCUCCAGGCAGAAGUCGCCAGCAUCCUGGACAGCCUGGGCACCCCCAACAAGCAACCAGGGGUAGUGCGCGACCUCGGCGUGGACACCAGCCUUGGGAAGCAACUGCGGCGACCCACCCAUGCCGCGCGCCAGGCCAAGGCCAAGCAGAGGGUGGCCAAGCUCAGGGACCUGGCGAAGACGGACGCCAGAGGCGCGGCAAAGGUCUAUGCAGCAGGUGCCUACUGCCAGCAGGCUUGGGACUUACCAGCGCACGGCAUCACGCCCACGGAGGCGAAGUUGGUCAGGGCAACGGAGGCAGCGCUCCUCACAGGCGGACACAAGGCUGGACGCUGCACGUCCACCAUCCUCCUGAUCCAGAGGGGUAUGCAAGAGGCAGUAACCCGAGCCAUCGGCGACCAGAUCAAGCAGUUCUGGCUCACCGUAGUCGACCACCCGACGGAGCUCAAGAGGUACCAGAGGGGCUGGCUCCUGCUCUACGCCAAGCUGGGCGUCCAGCAGAGCGCGCAGCAGCAGCUCUGGCAGCAGGCAGCUGGUCAUCGCAGUGGAGAAGGACUUCAGGCUGGAGGCGACCUCUAUCAGCUGCAGCGCCACCUGAGAAGAAGGAGGCGUAAAGGACAGCAUGCAGAGGCAGCAAUGCUGGAGACCAUAGCGGUGGCAGGCAUCUGGACCAGGGAGCGUCGCAGGGCGGCCAUCCUCAACAAAGAAGGCGAUGACACCUGCGCGAGAUGCGGCGAGGCGAUAGAGACAGAGGAACACCGCUACUACGCCUGCCCUGCCAACGCAGAAAUAGGGCACAGCAAUGACACCGACCUGGCGAAGAAGGCGAAGGACGCGCUGGACCAGCGGCAGGACCUGCACUUCUGGCUCCGAGGCAUCCCGCCAGCGGCCUGGGCAGCCAAGGUCGACCCAGACGAGGACGCGGCGAAGGCGGCGCAGAUCUUCUGCACCAGUGAAGAGGCACAAGCUGCAGCCCAGCCAGGGCACAAGGAAGUGGCUGCCUGGUACGGCACAAUCAGGGCACCGCACACGGUGCCACGGGCAGAGCUCACCGCCACGAGCAAAGCCAUCGGCUACACCACGGCGGCGACAGCCAGGGGGCUAAACAUAGUCAGCGAUUGCAAAUACGCCCUGGACGCACUCAAGCAGAUCCAGGACCCUGAGGAUCUGGACUACAGGAGCACGAACUACGACCUCUGA
Prorocentrum cordatum is the source of this 1947-nucleotide messenger RNA. Lineage: Eukaryota; Dinophyceae; Prorocentrales; Prorocentraceae. The record is from the annotation of a GenBank genome assembly.